GUGAAGUACAAGCUGACAGCAGCGUGUAGAGCAGCACACACGUCUGUUAUUGAGGGAAAAGUUGCUGACUGAUCAUAAGGGGCUGUGCAGUGAGCAGACAUGGAAACUGUCAUUGGACUGUUAUUUAUGUUACUCGGAGUCUCUUAUGGUGUGGAAACUCACUGUGAUGGCAGACAGGAUGGAGCUCAGUGUUAUGUACCUUUGGGAGGAACUGUGGACAUUCAGCUGAUGAAUAGCACUUCUGAAAUACCUAGAUACCAGUUGUUAAAGGAUUCAUUAAAAAUACUAGCAGCGAGAAAUAAUACAGUUUUUUCUAAUGCCAUAGAGAGUAGGUCUCUCAUUUUUCCCAGUAAUGGAACAUUUAGGAUCAAUGACCUGAGUAGGAAUGACAUUGGUAAAUAUACCCUGGAAACCUUUGAUUCAGAUGGAAGAAAAUCAGGCGAGCGGACUCUAUAUUUGUUUACUCAAGGUGUGGAAACUUACUGUGAUGGCAGACAGGAUGGAGCUCAGUGUUAUGGAGCUUUGGGGGAAACUGUGGACAUCAAGCUGAUGGACAACACCUCAGAAAUACCUCGAUACCAACUGUUAAAGAAUUCAUUAAAAAUACUAGAUGUGAAAGGGGAUAAGGUUAUUUCUAAUACCAUUGCACAUAGAUAUCUCAUUUUUCCCAGCAAUGGGACAUUUAGGAUCAAUGGCCUGAGUAGGACAGACAUUGGUAAAUAUACCCUUCAAACCUUUGAUUCAGAUGGAAGGACAUCAGAUGCUUGGACUCUACAUUUGUUUAUUCAAGGUGUGGAAACUCACUGUGAUGGCAGACAGGAUGGAGCUCAGUGUUAUGGAGCUUUGGGAGGAACUGUGAACAUCCAGCUACUGAACAGCACCUCUGAAAUAGCUAGAUACUACUUGUUAAAGGAUUCAUUAAAAAUACUAGAUGUGAGAGGGAAUAAGGCUAUUUAUAAUACCAUAGCACACAAAUCUCUAAUCUUACCCAGUAAUGGAACAUUUAGAAUCAGUGAUCUAAGCAGGACAGACAGUGGUAAUUAUAGCCUUAUAACCUUUGAUUCAGAUGGCAGAUCAUCAGGCGAGCAGAGUUUACAGUUGUUUAUUCAAGCUCCUGUGUCCUCUGUCCUGCUGGUCUCUGAGUGUCUGUCCCAGGGAGAGAGGAGGGUGUCCUGCUCCUCUGAGAGAGGGGACAGUCCUCAGUACAGCUGGACUCUGGAUGGACGCACACUGACAGAUGCUGAGCUCCUUCCUGGAAACAAUGAGACUAACAUCAUCACUCUGAAACAGCACGUCUCCGGACGUCUGGUCUGCUCAGUCAAGAACAACGUCAAUAGUGUCUCCAAAGAACAGGAGAUACCUGCCUGUGCUGAGUGAGAACAUUGUAAGCAGUGUCUAAUAAUGAAUCAGCAAUUCAGUCACUGAAGUUUCACAGCAAUCCAGGUCAUCGUAGUCUUGAGAGCUAGAGAUACUUGUACUUCACUCUGCUACACAAGGUGCCCAAGUGCUACAGCCUGUAUUAAGAAUAAGUAAAAGGACUGUUCUGCUCCAAAACUGUUGCUAAUUUUGACCUCACGUGUAAGACCUCUUGUAGACAUUGUGAGAUAUUGCUUGUGCCUUGUGCCGAGUGUCCUACCCCAGCAGAAGGUGGUAUUGUCAUUAUUCAUGCCAGUAUUUAUAACUUUACUAAUUACAGAAUUAUCUGUUUGUGUCUCAGAAAAUCACACGCAAAUUAUCACAUACAUACGUUCACUCCUAUCUGCACAAAAUUCGAAUUAAGGCUGGCAAGCAACAGAGACACAAUGCUAUUCUUUUUUUUCUGUAUGAAUUUAUUAAAGACAGUUAAUUGAA
This is a messenger RNA of Oreochromis aureus, 1851 nucleotides long. RefSeq lists its product as uncharacterized. The record is from RefSeq and is a predicted model, not a curated record. The transcript has 5 exons. Lineage: Eukaryota; Metazoa; Chordata; Actinopteri; Cichliformes; Cichlidae. The coding region runs from base 100 to 1377 and encodes 425 amino acids.